AUGCGGUCCUCGGCUAAAGAGUUUCGCACGGCCAGCUUGCACGAUCUACGCAACAUAGCCAACGGGUCGUUGACGUUGAAACAGACACUACGGUUUAAACGGAAUCACAGGGAUGGGCUUGCGACACCUGUCGCUGCUGUUGCUGCUGCUGCUGCUGCUGCUGCUGCUACAACAACGUCUACCCUCUCCCAGCUGCCUACCCUGCCUGUGCCGUCUUUCCUAUGCCCUUUUUCCAAGUCACUCGUGCUGUCGAUCCAUCCUCCUCAUGGAGGCCCGCUCCCUUCUUCUUCCUCUCCUCCUCCUCCUCUUCCCCUAUCUCGCCCCCACCCCCAUCCUACGACCACUGCUUCUGUGAUACGCGAUCCAAAGGAAAAAGAGAGAGAGAAGAUAGUGCUCAACACAACCCUCCUUACGUCCUCCUUUGACAAGUUGAAAUUCAACCACCAUGAUACUCACUGGACAGCAGCAUCUGCACCCACCUCAUCUCCCGAAAACUUCACAUUCUAUCUUUCGCAACAAGCCAUGCCAUCUGCUCGCAGUAGCACCCACCCCUAUGCAUCCUAA
Molecule: messenger RNA, 564 nt
Organism: Mycotypha africana
Lineage: Eukaryota; Fungi; Mucoromycota; Mucoromycetes; Mucorales; Mycotyphaceae
Exons: 2
Coding region: 1-564 (187 amino acids)
Source: RefSeq, a predicted model, not a curated record